GACACAGACACCGCCCUCGGUUUCCAUGGCAGCCUGAGAAGCGUGGCUUCCUGCUCUGAGGUUCCAGGAUGCAGCGCGAAGGCCACGUCACGGAGGCGGACCGGGGCUUGUGGGAUAGAGACAAUUGAGAGCCCGGGUUCCAAACCUGAGGGGCGGGAGCCUCAGGAAGCGACGGGCCUGGGAUUGGCUAAAUACACAUGCCUGCAGCAAACCCAAAGUCUUGUUGUCUUGGUGCAUCCUUCCCAGCUGCAUUAAAGCAGCUCACCAUUCCUGGAGAUGUCAGUCAUACUUUUCGCUUCGGUGGUCCGUGUAAGAGACGGACUCCCACUCUCAGCCUCAACAGACCAUGAACAGAACAUGUCCGUGCAAGAGACCAAGAAGUACCUUAAAGUGGUUUCCAAAAAGCUGGAGCAACUCCCUGAUAGGUGCACACUGAAGAGAGGACCACACAAUGUUCAUUCCAUCAGCUCUCUUGGGGUCGGGUACAUGAUGCUCUGCUCAGAGAAUUACCCCAUUGUCUUGGCCUUUUGCUUCCUGGACGAGUUACAGAAGGAAUUUAUAACCACCUAUGUGAUGUCCCAGAUCAACACUGCCAUCAGGCCUUACUCUUUCAUUGAGUUUGAUAAUUUCAUUCAGAAAACCAAGCAGAGAUUUAAUAAUCCUCGGUCCCUUUCUACAAAGAUGAACCUCGCUGACAUGCAGACGGAGAUCCGACUUAGACCCCCUUACCAGGUGUCAUUGCAGGAGGCGGGCCUGGCAAAUGGCCUUAACCACCGAAAGCACCUGGAAUAUAAGGGUAUAGCUUCUCAGCAGAGACUGGAGCCUCUGACGCUGACUGGCAUCAUCUCUUUGCUACUCACCCUGCUGUGUGCUGGACUGAACCUAAUCCGGGGAUUUCACGCUAUAGAAAGUCUGCUGCAGAACGACAAUGAUUUCAGCUGCGUUAUUGCUUUUUUCCUGGGAACUGCAGCCUGUAUUUACCAGUGCUAUCUGUUUGCCUAUAGUACAAGCUGGAGAAACGUCAAAUCCUUCCUGGCAUUUGGCCUGAUCUGUCUCUGCAACAUGUACCUACACGAAUUGCGCACCCUCUGGCAGCUCUUCUUCCACGUUACAGUUGGGGCUUUUAUUACGUUACAGAUCAGACUGCGGCAGCCACAGAGCAAGUCUCCUGAUUAUAACGUGUGACAGGACAGGCCAGAAACCCCGACUGGGACACUUAGUAACCCUUCUGCUCAUCUGCCCGUACACCUUAACCUUGGGAUCCUGCACAUUCCUCCCAUAGGCACACGGGAACCUUCCCACGACCAGGGAUUUUAAUGCAUUGUUUCUUUUCCUUGAAUAAGGACUCAGUUCGUGUUAUUGCCUUUGUAAGGCAGGGAUAUUGUCUGUAUAAAUAAACACUGCCUCUGGGGGCUCAUGUAAUGUC
Messenger RNA from Xenopus laevis (African clawed frog), 1426 nucleotides. It is a transcript of the gene sec22a.L, whose product is annotated as SEC22 homolog A, vesicle trafficking protein L homeolog. Gene Ontology annotation, cellular component: endoplasmic reticulum membrane. The record is from RefSeq and is a predicted model, not a curated record. NCBI's taxonomy places the organism in Eukaryota, Metazoa, Chordata, Amphibia, Anura, Pipidae. The transcript is spliced from 8 exons. The coding region runs from base 277 to 1185 and encodes 302 amino acids. Gene Ontology annotation, biological process: endoplasmic reticulum to Golgi vesicle-mediated transport.